UCGACUCACAAGAGUGAUUUAUUCACGGACACCGCUAUCGUUUGUUAUGGCUGCGCGCUAGAAUGCGUGGCUCAUAGGGAAACUUUCUAUCGUGUUUUAUCGGAGUCUAUUUUAUUUAUUUCCGCCAUGUCAGCGGGCAUUAUGCUUAUUAACCUACAUCGACUUUUGCACCGUUCCUUCGGUGCCAGACGGCCGUUUUUAGCGAGAUUAUACCACACUCAGCGAGGAGUCUAUGGUUUCAGACCGAGGGAGAUUCCGGAGAAAGAUGCUGGGCUUCCGCAGAUCUCCGCGCUUAACCAAGAUCACGGGCUGGAGAGACUGGUGGAGGCCUAUCGAGCACAUGGACACAAAGUAGCUCAAAUUAACCCCUUACUCCCCCAAACUCCUGUGCUGGACAGUGUCCCGGAGAUCGGCCUGUUGAAUGGAGCCGUUCAUGGAGUCCUCAACACCGCUAGAUUGCGGCAUUUUGGCAAAGCCGAGGCGACCUCAGAAGAGGUGGUGGCCUAUCUGGAGAGAACAUACUGUGGGAGAAUCUCAGUGGAAACCACUCAGCUCCAGAGCUUGCAGGAAAGAGAGUGGUUUGCAGACCGAUUUGAGGAGCUCAAGAAAGAGGCGUUUUCGACAGAGGAGAGGAGACAGCUGGCUAAACUGAUGCUUGAAUCACAGGAAUUUGACCACUUUUUAGCCACCAAGUUUGCCACUGUCAAACGAUAUGGAGGUGAGGGAGCAGAGAGCAUGAUGGGAUUUUUCUACGAGCUGUUCCGCUCUUCGGCGUACAGUGGAGUGACAGACAUGGUCAUGGGAAUGCCUCACCGCGGACGUCUCAACCUGCUUACCGGACUACUGCAGUUCCCUCCAGAGCUCAUGUUCCGUAAGAUGAGGGGUCUCAGCGAGUUUCCGGAGAACUCUCCCUCUAUUGGAGACGUGCUGUCUCAUUUGACCUCCACGGUGGAGCUGGACUUUGGGGCGGGACACCCUCUCCAUGUCACUAUGCUGCCUAACCCCUCCCACCUGGAGGCCAUCAACCCCGUGACGCAAGGAAAGACUCGUGGCCGUCAGCAAGUCAAACAGGACGGCGAUUACUCCACUGACCCUCAUGCACGACCAGGAGACAAAGUCAUCUGCCUGCAGGUUCACGGCGAUGCUUCGUUUUCAGGCCAAGGCAUAGUAACCGAGAACUUCACCCUGUCAAAUCUCCCCCAUUUUAGAGUAGGUGGAAGCAUCCACCUCAUCGUGAACAAUCAAGUGGGCUACACCACUCCCUCAGAGAGGGGCCGAUCAUCUCUGUACUGUAGUGAUGUUGGUAAAAUGGUGGGAUGUGCAAUAAUCCAUGUGAAUGGCGAUGACGCUGAGGAGGUCCUCAGGGCGACCCGGCUGGCCGUGGAAUACCAGCGACGUUUCAGAAAAGACGUUAUUAUAGACCUGCUUUGUUACCGCCAGUGGGGGCACAAUGAGCUGGACGAGCCCUUUUUCACAAACCCCGCAAUGUAUACAAUUAUUCGGUCGAGAAAAAGUAUCCCUGAUUCGUAUGCCGACCAGCUCAUCGCUGAGGGUCUGAUGACAGAGGAAGAGCGUGGUCAGAUCAAGACCACCUACUACGCUAUGCUCAACGACCGGCUGAACAACAUGACCCUCUACAGCCCUCCGCCCACCAACCUCCAGGGGCGCUGGGGAGACCUGGUGGAGCCCCAGAAUAGAGUCUCGUUCUGGGACACAGGUCUAGCGCUGCCCCUGCUGCAGUUCGUAGGAGCCAAAUCAGUAGACAUACCUGAGGAGAUUCAACUGCACAGUCAUCUGAGAAAGACACACGUGCAGGCACGCCUGCAGAAACUGGAAGAGGGCACAAAAUUGGACUGGUCCACAGCAGAAGCCCUGGCGUUUGGCUCAAUGCUGUGCCAGGGAUUUAAUAUCCGUAUCAGUGGUCAGGAUGUUGGCCGGGGUACGUUCAGUCAGCGUCACACUAUGGUUGUGUGUCAGGAAACCAACGACAUGUACAUCCCCCUCAAUCACAUCAACUCUGACCAGAAAGGCCACUUGGAGGUGUGCAACAGUGCUCUUUCUGAGGAAGCUGUUCUGGGGUUUGAGUAUGGAAUGAGCAUUACUCAGCCUAGACUGCUGCCCAUCUGGGAGGCUCAGUUUGGAGAUUUCUUCAACGGUGCCCAGAUAAUAUUUGACACUUUCCUCUCUGGAGGUGAGGCGAAAUGGCUCCUGCAGAGUGGAUUGGUCAUCUUACUGCCACACGGAUACGAUGGAGCCGGACCAGAGCAUUCGUCUUGCCGAAUCGAGCGCUUCUUACAGCUCUGUGACAGUAAAGAGGAAGGUGUGGACGGUGACACGGUGAACAUGGGAGUGGUCAAUCCUACCCUACCAGCUCAGUACUUCCACCUUUUGCGGAGACAAAUGAUUAGAAACUUCAGGAAGCCGCUGAUCGUGGCCUCUCCGAAGACUCUGCUGCGCUUUUCUGGGGCAGUGUCAAGCUUGGCUGAUAUGGGACCAGGAACUUCCUUUAAGCCUGUCAUUGGUGAUACUUCUGUAAACCAUGCAAGUGUGCAGCGGAUUCUGUUUUGCUCAGGUAAACAUUACUACGCCCUGCUGAAACAUAGAGAGACGUUACCAGAGGCAGAAAAAAACACAGCGCUGAUCAGGGUGGAGGAACUGUGUCCUUUCCCCACAGAAGCCUUGCAACAGGAACUAAAUAAAUACACAAACGCCAAAGAGUUUAUCUGGAGUCAAGAGGAGCCACAGAACAUGGGCUGCUGGUCAUUUGUAUCACCCAGAUUUGAAAAACAGUUAGCCUGCAAGUUGAGAUCAGUCAGCAGACCAGCAUUACCCGCUCCUGCCGUGGGUAUCGGUACUCUCCACCAUCAGCAGCAUGAAGCCAUCCUGACCGCGUCUUUCUCCUGAAACCACACAACCAUCAACUUCAAGAAAUGAUCGUCUUAUUGUAGCAAACAAGCUAUGACUGGUACACUGACAACAAACGCCGAGCUCUGUUUGUAGACUGAGUGCUAAACAGAGGCAUAUUGCAGGUUUGACUGUUUAAUGCGUCCCUUUAUUAGGUACAAGGGAACAUCUGUUGGCUGAAGAUUUCUUACUGACAUCUAAAUCAGUUUAUCAAUACACCAUAAUUGAUAUUUCAAAGUAAUAUUUGGCACAACAUUUUUUUAUUGUAUAUAAGUAAUGUAGAAAAAGUUUUCGAAGCACUUUUAAAUGAAAUUUGAUAUACGUGCAGAGGGCGGAAGACUGAAUGGAGGCAAAGAAGAGAA
This is a messenger RNA of Sinocyclocheilus rhinocerous, 3266 nucleotides long. It is a transcript of the gene dhtkd1, whose product is annotated as dehydrogenase E1 and transketolase domain containing 1. Lineage: Eukaryota; Metazoa; Chordata; Actinopteri; Cypriniformes; Cyprinidae. The coding region runs from base 127 to 2904 and encodes 925 amino acids. The transcript is spliced from 17 exons. The record is from RefSeq and is a predicted model, not a curated record. Gene Ontology annotation, molecular function: oxidoreductase activity, acting on the aldehyde or oxo group of donors, disulfide as acceptor; thiamine pyrophosphate binding.